GAUCAUAUUAAACUGAGUCCAGCUGUGUGUCCAUGAAGAGUGACCGGUCUAUGGAGCAGCCAGUGCAACUUGAGGGAGGACACACAUCAACUGAUCUGAGUGACAGAUCAAACUCACUGGAGUCCAGCUGUGUGUCCAUGAAGAGUGACCGGUCUAUGGAGCGGCCAGUACAACUUGAGGGAGGACACACAUCAACUGAUCUGAGCACUUUCAGAUUAAAUCUGCUGAAGAAGUUUCAGUGUCUGUGUGAAGGAACAGCGACACAGGGAAACCCAACACUCCUGAAUGAGAUCUACACAGAGCUCUACAUCACAGAGAGUGAAAGUGGAGAGAUCAAUAAUGAGCAUGAGGUGAGACAGAUUGAGACACAUUCCAGGAGAACAGCAACAGAGGACACACCAAUCAAAUACAAUAACAUCUUUAGACCUUUACCUAGACAAGACAAAGCCAUCAGAACUGUGCUGACAAAGGGAGUCGCUGGCAUUGGAAAAACUGUUUCUGUGCAGAAGUUCAUUGUGGACUGGGCUGAAGGAAAAGAGAAUCAGGAUGUCCAGCUCAUAUUUCCACUUCCUUUCAGAGAGCUCAACUUGAUGAAGGACAAAACACUCAGUCUUUCAGAUCUUCUUUAUAACUUUUUCCCUGAAACAAAACAAAUGGAAAUAUCCAGUGAUGAAUAUAAAGUGUUGUUCAUUUUUGAUGGUCUGGACGAGUGUCGUCUGUCUCUGGAUUUUCAGAGCGAUGUGAGGUUGUGUGAUGUAAGUGAAUCAGCCUCAGUGGACGAGCUGCUGAUCAACCUCAUUGUGGGGAAUCUGCUUCCCUCUGCUCUCAUCUGGAUCACCUCCAGACCUGCAGCAGCUGAUCUCAUUCCCUCUGAGUGUGUCCACCGAGUGACAGAGGUACGUGGCUUCAAUGAGCCACUGAAGGAGGAAUACUUCAGGAAGAGAAUCAGUGAUCAGAGUCUGGCCAAUAAAGUCAUCUCACACCUGAAGUCAUCAAGGAGCCUCUUCAUCAUGUGCCACAUCCCAGUGUUCUGCUGGAUCUCAGCCACUGUUCUGGAGAAGAUGUUGAGUCGAGCAGAGACUGGAGAGAUUCCCAAGACUCUCACUCAAAUGUACACACACUUCCUGAUCAUUCAGACCAACAUCAAACAUGAGAAGGACUAUGAGACAAAAGUCAAAGAUAAAGACAUGAUACUCAGACUAGGGAAACUGGCUUUUGAGCAGCUUGUGAAAGGCAACCUGAUCUUCUAUGAGGAAGACAUGAGAGAGUGUGGCAUUGAUGAGACAGAAGCAUCAGUGUACUCAGGGUUGUGCACUCAGAUCUUCGGUGAGGAGUCAGGCUUGAAUCAAGGGAAAGUCUUCUGCUUUGUUCAUCUGACCAUCCAAGAACAUCUAGCAGCUCUAUAUGCACACUUCUUUACCAACAACAUAAAUCUGUUUGAAAAAACAAAAGAAAGUUUAUUGUCUGAGAUUUUAAACCUGAGAAAAUAUGUUUCAUUAUCAGAGAUGCAUCGGAAAGCUGUGGAUGAGGCUUUACAGAGUAAGAAUGGACAUCUGGAUCUUUUCCUGCGUUUUCUAGUGGGUCUCUCAUUGGAGUCCAAUCAGACUCUCUUACGAGAACUACUGACACGGACAGGAAGAUGCUCUUACAACAAAGAGGAAACAGUUCAGUACAUCAAACAGAAAAUCAUGGAGAAUCGCUCUCCAGAGAGAUCCAUCAAUCUGUUCCACUGUCUGAAUGAACUGGGUGAUGAUUCACUGAUGCAGGAGAUCCAAGAUUAUUUGACAUCUAAAAAAAUAAGAGAAACCAGACUCUCCUCUUCACAGUGGUCAGCUCUGGUUUAUGUGUUGCUGACAUCAGAGCAGGAGAUGGAUGUUUUUGUUCUAAAAAAGUUUAUUGGAUCCCAAAAUACAGCAGAUGAAGUUAUUUUGAAGCUGCUGCCUGUGAUUAAAGAAUCCAGAUCAGUUCAGUUGUAUGAUUGUGGAGUCACUGAUAAAGGUUGUGUUGAUCUGACUUCAGCUCUGAGAUCAAACCCCUCACACCUGAGAGAACUGAAUCUGUCUAAGAAUAACCUUGGAGACUCAGGAGUGAAGCUGCUGUCUGAUGGACUGAAGGAUACUUACUGUAAACUGGAAACACUGCAGUAAGAUUAUAUAAAUGUGUCA
Molecule: messenger RNA, 2165 nt
Organism: Cyprinus carpio (common carp)
Lineage: Eukaryota; Metazoa; Chordata; Actinopteri; Cypriniformes; Cyprinidae
Product: NLR family CARD domain-containing protein 3-like
Exons: 4
Coding region: 33-2147 (704 amino acids)
Molecular function (GO): protein binding
Source: RefSeq, a predicted model, not a curated record